Molecule: messenger RNA, 999 nt
Organism: Condylostylus longicornis
Lineage: Eukaryota; Metazoa; Arthropoda; Insecta; Diptera; Dolichopodidae
Exons: 5
Coding region: 1-999 (332 amino acids)
Source: RefSeq, a predicted model, not a curated record
AUGAACAUUCUUCAAUCGUUUGAUCAAAGCAUUUUUCAACUUCUCUUGGCAACUGACGAUUUCUUGGAGAAGGACGCUAGAAAUAGAAAUGGAGAGGAAAUGGACGAUUCAGCUUCGGAUGACGAAGAACAGAAAUCUCCAAAAGGUCGCAAAUCAAAGAAGGAUCAAGCGUAUGGAGUUCAUCGCGGUCUUGAUUUACACGGUGUUAAAUGUGUUAUUAAUUACGACAUGCCAGAAACAGAGAAAGCUUAUAUCCAUCGCGUUGGAAGGACUGCGCGUGCAGGAGCUUCGGGUGUUGCUUUAACUUUGUGCAGCUCCAACGACACCAAGGAAGAAGCUCUUCUAGAGAAGAUUAUUGCAUCGCGCUCGUCACUGACGAAUCCUGGUCAACCUGCGGUUCAACAGCUAGGGUUGAAUCUAAAGGACAUUGAUUGUUUCAGAUACCGAGUAGAAGACAUACUCAAAACAGUGACACCCAAGGCUGUCGGGUCUCUGCGGCUACAAGAACUGCAACGAGAAGUGUUGCAUUCCCAAAAACUCAAACAGCAUUUCGAAGCGAAUCCAGACGACGCACGGGCUUUAAAAAAAGCAUUUAGGCAGACGACUCACACCUCCAGUCGUCAUUUGCAAGAUCUUCCAGCGUAUCUCAAACCUUCAGUAUCAGCGUUGACCACGAUGACACCCGUAGAAUCGGCGGUACAGAAAUUACAGCAGGAUGAAAACAAACAAAAUCCAAGGAAAAGAAAGCGGUGGACAGAUCCAUUGAAGAAUUUUUCGGGACAAGGGCCACGCAAGAGAUACAGAAUUGACGAAAUUCUCUCACGGCAGCUUUCUAAGGAGCCUGAUUACUCGACAACCGCGCCUGAGAAUCUUCCUGCUAUCUCAGGUAGUCUCGGCUCGUUUAACAGUACCAUCAUUAUUUCUUCUUGCAGGGCGCAAGCUCCACAAAAUCCAGCGGCACCAGCCCCUCAAGAAACCAGAACGCAUGCCCAAUUUUAA